Messenger RNA from Topomyia yanbarensis, 339 nucleotides. Its product is annotated as C-type lectin 37Da-like. The transcript has a single exon. Gene Ontology annotation, molecular function: signaling receptor activity. The record is from RefSeq and is a predicted model, not a curated record. Bases 1 to 339 code for a protein of 112 amino acids. Lineage: Eukaryota; Metazoa; Arthropoda; Insecta; Diptera; Culicidae.
AUGGAGAUGAUAUCAAUCGAGUCCCAAGCUGAACACAACGCACUGGUCAAGUUUAUCACAUCAACGGAUAAAUUUUCUAAUGCUACCCGAUUUUGGCUCGGUGCUAGCGAUCUGGCGGAAGAAGGAACGUAUACUUGGGUGUCCAGCGGUCGAUUGGUCACCUUCACCAACUGGGCAGCUCACGAGCCAAACAAUGUAAACAACACAGAGCACUGUGUGGAGAUUAUUCACAAUACCUACAUAAAUCAAAUAUGGCAGUGGAAUGACAAUGAAUGUCGCAGUUUCGUGUCAUAUUUCAUCUGUGGCAGUGUGGAGAAGCAGUGUAUCGAUAAUUUCUAG